UGUUCAGCCUGUGAGCAGUGAUGGGGGACUGGAGUCUCCUGGGGAAUUUCCUAGAGGAGGUCCAGGAACACUCCACCUCGGUCGGGAAGGUCUGGCUCACCGUCCUCUUCAUCUUUCGCAUCCUGGUGCUGGGCACAGCGGCCGAGUCCUCCUGGGGCGACGAGCAGAGUGAUUUCCUGUGUGACACUCAGCAGCCCGGUUGCACCAACGUAUGCUAUGACAGCGCCUUCCCCAUCGCCCAUAUUCGCUACUGGGUGCUGCAGAUCGUUUUCGUCUCCACGCCGUCCCUCAUCUACAUGGGCCACGCCAUGCACACGGUGCGCAGGGAGGAGAAGCAGCGGAGGAGGGAGCAGGAGGAGAGGGAGGCAAGAGGGGAAGGCGGGGGAGACCUGGAGGGGGAGAAGGAGUAUCUCCAGCAGAAGGAGAGUGUAAGAGGGGUGACAUCUAAUGGGUCUGGCCGUGUUCGCCUGAAAGGGGCUCUGCUGCAGACUUACAUGCUGAGCAUCCUGAUCCGGACGGUGAUGGAGGUGACGUUUAUCGUGGUGCAGUAUCUGAUCUACGGGGUGUUCCUCAAGGCGUUGUACUUGUGCAAGGCCUGGCCCUGUCCCAACCCUGUCAACUGCUAUAUGUCCCGGCCCACGGAGAAAAACGUCUUCAUCAUCUUCAUGCUGGUGGUGGCCGGCGUGUCCCUGCUGCUUUCUGUGUUGGAGCUCUACCACCUCGGCUGGAAGAGCAUCAGGAGGUGCGUGCGCAACAAGGUCAUACAGAGGAACGACCACAGAGCUGUGACAGUGGCCGUGUCUGCAGCCUUGGAGCCCAACAGUCCACCUCGGCCCUCAACCUCCUGCACCCCGCCCCCUGACUUCAGCCAGUGCCUGGCAGCCCCGAGCUCCAUGAACCCCAUGACCUCCAUGGCCUCUCAUCCCUUCAACAACAGGAUGGCGCUGCAGCAGAACUCAGUCAACUUGGCCACCGAGCGGCAUCACAGCUCCGACAACCUGGAGGACGAGGGGGACUUCCUGAGGAUGAGAUACGAUCAAGCACCCACAGAGCUGCCCAACAGCUGCUCCCCGUCGCCUCUGCUGCACACUGGUUACAUGAGGGACAAACGGCGCCUGAGCAAGACCAGUGGGAGCAGCAGCCGGGCUCGCCAAGAUGACCUGGCAGUAUAGACUCACAACCGGGAGGGAGAGAGGAGGCGCGGCUGGACCUUCAGAGCCAAAGAGAGAGAGGAGAAAGAUCAGUUUAGGAAGACACAAAGAGGAGGCCGAGUCAUAUUUCUGAGUGAAGGGGUCAGAACAUGAGUGCAGGCUAGUUAUGCAAACUGUGGCAUUGCAGCCUGACACUUGACUGUAGACGAUGGACUAAAUGUUCACUUUAGAGAGAGACACUGAGAUCUGUGAAUGGACCAUGUAAAUUUGUGUGAGCUCUGUGAGCAGAUAGCGACAUACUGACAACCAAACUGCAAAAGAAAGACGACGUUGAAAUGAGUACAGGGUAACAGGUGUGAGACCUGACUAUUGCACAUUUAAUGUUUUAGUGAAACAGUUAAAGCCAAAAAACGAAGAGAGGUAAAGAGACUUUGUGGUGAGAAUGAUGGUGCUUGGUGUGAGAUGACGUAGGGAAUCAUUUCAUUAUACGGCAGAAUAUGACACACAUCUCAACUAUUCACAUAAUUAUAGAUUAGGUUGUAACUUUAAGUAGCACAAUCAACAGUCUCAUUUUCCUGCUGCAAAAAAUAAGAGAUGCAAUAAAAGAAAACAAGGAGUUGCUAUGCAAUAAACUGUGAAGCUUGACGGUAUAUAAAUUGGCUGCUUUUACAGUACGCAGCACAUUUCAGUUAAUCAAAGUGCCUUAACGUGUGUGAAAAAUAUAUCUCUUUCCACAUAACAUGUUUUCUAUGUAUAUUUUUCCAAAAGCCAGUAUGGCAAAGACUGCAAAUUUAAAGUAAGCCAUCUGUUGACUUGCAAACCUGAUUGCACUACACACGCAGGUCAACAAACAUAAAAUGUUAAUCAAUAAUAAUCACUCUCCAAUCUAAAAUAGUGUGAGUGAAUCUGUAUUCAUUAGUUAUAUAUUUGACAGGAGCCUUUUGUGUGCAGAGGUGAUGAGAGAAUGUAGCCGGUUUGGGGAUUUUCCUCUCGAGAGAUUCAAGGUAAAUGG
This is a messenger RNA of Chelmon rostratus (copperband butterflyfish), 2163 nucleotides long. RefSeq names its product gap junction protein, alpha 5a (gene gja5a). NCBI's taxonomy places the organism in Eukaryota, Metazoa, Chordata, Actinopteri, Chaetodontiformes, Chaetodontidae. The transcript has a single exon. The record is from RefSeq and is a predicted model, not a curated record. The coding region runs from base 21 to 1172 and encodes 383 amino acids. Gene Ontology annotation, cellular component: connexin complex. Gene Ontology annotation, biological process: cell communication.